AUGGAGUUCUCUACCUACGCUGGGUUGAGCUCUGAACGCCUGGCCUGUCUCCGGAACCUUGACAUUCGCCGAAAGUCCGUGUACAACGGAUCGAACUUCUCCUACGGGAACAACAUUUACGAAGUCUUACAUAAUUGCUGCACGGAGGAGUCAAAAAAUGAAGAAGACACGAUUGGGGUCGACCCGUUUGGCAAUAGGUAUGCCCCGAAGAGUGUCAACCACCGCGACAGGCACAACUGCGAUUACAACUACGCGGGUCUGCGAUCGGAAAUAAAGAACAGCAUUAAUGUGCGCAACCGAAGAAUCAAAAGUGACCUCAACAUGCACGGAGGGGAGAGCGUAAAAGACACCAUACAGCACAAUGCAGGCGAAGAAGAGGUUAGCAAACCCAAGCACUUCCUAUCAGAUAAAGGUUAUGUGUUAACUCCAAAGAGGUGCCUCGCCAGACAUGUGGAUGAUAGUGAAAUUGACAAAUAUUUUUCCACCAAAUAUGCUGUGACAGACAAGUCCAGUGGACGAACAGAAAUUAUGGUGGAGAGAAAACCUGGGUGCUCCAAUAUCAUUGUUCAGAAUUUCUCUGAGUUUGAUGCGUAUGCUACGUACAAACGACAAGACGAGAGGAAGAAGGGCCGGGACUCUUUUGUUCAUACAAAGAUGGGCAUAGUGCCGAAGGACGGGACGCCCACGGAUGAUAAAAAAUGCAAAGCGCGUGCUCUGUUUACGCAAGUCCACCGAAGUGACAACAUCGCACCUGAAAAUUAUUGGCUUUGUCCCACCGUGGACAGCGAGAAAAGAAAAAAAAAAAAAAUUUUUGCCUAA
Plasmodium fragile is the source of this 819-nucleotide messenger RNA. RefSeq lists its product as uncharacterized. The record is from RefSeq and is a predicted model, not a curated record. NCBI's taxonomy places the organism in Eukaryota, Apicomplexa, Aconoidasida, Haemosporida, Plasmodiidae. Bases 1 to 819 code for a protein of 272 amino acids. The transcript is spliced from 2 exons.